Propithecus coquereli (Coquerel's sifaka) is the source of this 3281-nucleotide messenger RNA. It is a transcript of the gene LPIN1, whose product is annotated as lipin 1. Gene Ontology annotation, cellular component: mitochondrial outer membrane; nucleus. Gene Ontology annotation, biological process: fatty acid catabolic process; triglyceride biosynthetic process; cellular response to insulin stimulus. The transcript has 23 exons. Bases 201 to 3011 code for a protein of 936 amino acids. Gene Ontology annotation, molecular function: transcription coactivator activity; phosphatidate phosphatase activity. NCBI's taxonomy places the organism in Eukaryota, Metazoa, Chordata, Mammalia, Primates, Indriidae. The record is from RefSeq and is a predicted model, not a curated record.
AGAUGUCCUCUUUUGUCAUUUUUAGGAUUUCUUAGAAGUUGCCUUUUUUUAAAUACUUUGGAUGAAAACCUGCAUUUUUCCUGUAAACUGCCGAGCAUGCACCAGGAAACCGAAGACAAAGACAGUAAUGAGAUCAACGUGUACGGGGAGGCGAGUUGAGCGGCUGGUUUUGUCUGGUGUCUUAUCUUCAGGCUCAGACCAUGAAUUACGUGGGGCAGUUGGCCGGCCAGGUGUUUGUGACCGUGAAGGAGCUCUACAAGGGCUUGAAUCCCGCCACGCUGUCGGGAUGCAUCGACAUCAUCGUUGUUCGCCAGCCCAAUGGGCAUCUCCAGUGCUCCCCCUUCCACGUCCGCUUUGGGAAGAUGGGGGUCCUGCGCUCCCGGGAGAAAGUGGUCGACAUAGAAAUCAAUGGGGAGUCUGUGGAUUUGCACAUGAAAUUGGGAGAUAACGGAGAAGCAUUUUUUGUUCAAGAAACUGAUAAUGAUCAGGAAGUGAUCCCCAUGUACCUGGCCACCUCCCCCAUCCUGUCAGAAGGAGCUUCGAGGAUGGAAUGCCAGCUGAAAAGGAACUCUGUGGACAGAGUACGAGGCCUGGACCCCAGCACGCCAGCCCAGGCUACACCUCCCGGCGAGAGCCCGUCGAGUGGCUCCUUAGUAAAGAAGAGAAGAAAGAGGAGGAGGAAGUCCCAGCUGGACAGCCUGAAAAGAGAUGACAGCGUCAACACAUCCGAAGAUGAAGACAUGUUCCCCAUUGAGAUGAGCUCCGACGAGGACACGGAGCUGCCGGACAGCAGUAGAACUCUGGCUAAUGACAUACCUCCAUUCCAAGAUGAUAUUUCUAAGGAGAACCUUUCCCCGGUGUCGACUUACCCUCAGUCAGCUUCAUACCCUAAUUCAGACAGAGAGUGGACGCCCAACCCCAGUAACCCGGUAGAUUGCAAAAGGACGCCCCCUCAUCUUGCAGUUGCGGCCGAGGGAGGUCUAUCUAGCUCUUGCCCUCCACACUCUUCCCACUUCCGUCCUUCGGAAAGCCCUUCAGCGUCCCGGCCUUCAACACCUAAAAGUGAUUCCGAGUUGGUCAGUAAGUCUGUGGACAGGACGGCGCAGAAGAGUAACCUAGAAAUGCUCUGGCUUUGGGGGGAAUUGCCGCAAGCUGCAAAGUCAUCCUCUCCACACAAGAUGAAAGAAUCCAGCCCGUUGAGCAGUAGAAAAAUUUGUGAUAAAAGUCACUUUCAGGCCAUUCACAGCGAAUCCUCAGACACUUUUAGUGACCAAUCGCCAACAUUGGCCAGGGAGCCACUUCCGGACCAGAGCCAGCCUCAGACAGAGAUGCAGUUUGUGAAUGAGGAAGACAUCGGGGCCUUGGGGGCAGCAGCGCCACUGUGCCCUGCGCCACUGUGCCCUGCGCCACUGUGCCCUGCGGUCGAGGAGCUAAAACCCCCCUCUGCUGGCGUAGUCCAGGCAGUGGGCAAGAUGGAUUCUCCUAGGAAGAAAGAUAAACGAAGUAGGCAUCUUGGUGCCGACGGCGUCUACUUGGACGACCUCACGGAUAUGGACCCUGAAGUGGCAGCCCUGUAUUUUCCCAAAAACGGAGACCCUCCCGGGCUCACAAAACACGCCAGCGACAAUGGGGCCCGGUCGGCCAACCAGUCCCCGCAGUCCGUGGGCAGCUCGGGCGUUGACAGCGGUGUGGAGAGCACGUCGGACGGCCUGAGGGACCUGCCGUCCAUCGCCAUCUCGCUGUGCGGGGGCCUCAGCGACAACCGGGAGAUCACGAAAGAUGCAUUUUUGGAACAGGCCGUGUCCUAUCAACAGUUUGUGGACAACCCUGCUAUCAUCGACGACCCCAAUCUCGUGGUGAAGAUUGGGAGUAAAUAUUAUAAUUGGACAACGGCAGCACCUCUGCUCCUGGCAAUGCAGGCCUUCCAGAAACCUCUGCCAAAGGCCACUGUGGAAUCUAUCAUGAGGGAUAAGAUGCCCAAAAAGGGAGGAAGAUGGUGGUUUUCGUGGAGGGGAAGAAACACCACGAUCAAAGAGGAAAGUAAGCCGGAGCAGUGCUUGGCGGGCAAGGGCCUCAGCACUGGAGAACAGCCGUCCCAGCUGGGCAUGGCCACCAGAAUAAAGCAUGAGUCAUCCUCCAGCGACGAGGAGCACGCAGCUGCCAAGCCAUCCAGCGCAAGCCACCUCCCCCUUUUGUCUAACGUCAGCUACAAAAAGACUCUGCGGCUCACUUCGGAGCAGCUGAAAAGCUUGAAGUUGAAGAAUGGCCCCAACGACGUGGUGUUCAGUGUCACCACACAGUACCAAGGCACCUGCCGCUGCGAAGGCACCAUCUAUUUGUGGAACUGGGACGAUAAGGUCAUCAUUUCUGACAUCGACGGAACCAUCACCAGAUCAGAUACACUUGGCCACAUUUUGCCCACCCUUGGGAAGGAUUGGACCCACCAGGGCAUUGCUAAACUGUACCAUAAAGUGAGCCAAAACGGCUACAAGUUUCUCUACUGCUCUGCCCGCGCCAUCGGCAUGGCGGACAUGACGCGGGGCUACCUGCACUGGGUCAACGAGCGGGGCACGGUGCUGCCGCAGGGCCCACUGCUGCUCAGCCCCAGCAGCCUGUUCUCCGCCCUGCACAGAGAAGUGAUUGAAAAGAAACCGGAAAAGUUUAAAGUCCAGUGUUUGACAGACAUCAAGAACCUGUUUUUCCCAAAUACAGAGCCCUUUUAUGCUGCUUUUGGAAACCGACCGGCUGAUGUGUAUUCAUACAAGCAAGUAGGAGUGUCUUUGAAUAGAAUAUUUACCGUCAAUCCUAAAGGAGAACUAGUACAGGAACAUGCUAAGACCAACAUCUCGUCGUACGUGAGGCUCUGUGAAGUGGUUGACCACGUUUUCCCACUGCUGAAAAGAAGCCAUUCUUCAGACUUCCCCUGUUCGGAUACUUUCAGUAAUUUCACCUUUUGGAGAGAGCCACUGCCGCCUUUUGAGAACCCGGACGUUCAUUCUGCCUCCACAUAAAGCGCCGCGAGCGGCCUCUCGACAGCAGCGCGGAGCUGGCGAAGCCGGCGUCACCAUUAAAGGAUAGGUUCUGGGCGCCGUGCGGCUGCAGCUCGGGCCUGGCGUGCGGUCAUUUGUUUCAGGGCAGAAAGGAUUGAGACGCAUCCCUACCCUGCCCCGACCAGGGAGUGACAUUUCUAAGGGAACUGUGGAGAGUGCACUUCCUAGGCGAGGAGUCGGGCGCGUUCGUGGUGUGGAAGGCGUUCCUCGCCUGUGGCUUGACGCCAGUCA